This is a messenger RNA of Cryptotermes secundus, 10367 nucleotides long. It is a transcript of the gene Epg5, whose product is annotated as ectopic P granules protein 5 homolog. Gene Ontology annotation, biological process: autophagosome maturation. NCBI's taxonomy places the organism in Eukaryota, Metazoa, Arthropoda, Insecta, Blattodea, Kalotermitidae. Gene Ontology annotation, cellular component: cytoplasm. The record is from RefSeq and is a predicted model, not a curated record.
GAAAAGGAAAGAAAAGAACAGUGCGAAUAAGGGUGACAGGCGGGCUGUAGUAGUUUGGAAGCAUUGAAAACGAUGGAGAAAGUUAAAUUGAAACAGAGCAAGAAGAAAGAGAAACCUCUAAAUGAAGAAGAGGCUAUUGCAGGAUCAAUUCCAGAUGCUCCAUUAUUAGGAGAUUUCCUUCCUGAUAAUGCAAGUGUGGUUUCCAGUUACUUCUGUUCAGAGAGUUCCAAAAAUAUUGAAAGUGAAAUACUUGAUGCAGUUAGGGAUGAUGGGGCAUGUGUACAGAUGGAAGAAGAAAAUAAACAGUCUUGUAAGCAUGAGAUUUGUGAUACUGACCAAAGUACAGUACAGACACGACUGGAAAGUAUGUCACUGGCUGACAGUAAAAUUGUUCUGCCUACAAAUGAUGUUGAGAACCUAAGUGAAUUCCAAGAGUUAGAGAAUUACAGAAAAUCAGACAUUGCAGUUGGGACAGAGUUGCAGGAAAUUCAUUCAUAUGUGUUAGCCACUAUGGACUCCAGCAAUGUGGAAGCUGACAGCAGAUUAGAAUCCCCAAGGCUCUCCAUAGUUGACAAUCUGUGCGAACAUGAUUCUCAUACAAAAGGGGAGACUGUUUCAGCACCCAUGGAUAUGCCCACAACAGAAGUAAAUGAGGUUAGCAUUACCAAAAUUGUACCACUAUCAGUGACAUCAGUGAAGGUAGACGAUGAAAGAAAAAUAGCGACAUUUCCAAAAGAAGAUGUUAAAAUUGUUAGACCACAUAUGUCUAAGUCUAUUAAUGAUGUGAAUAAUUCAGAAGCUGUAGUACAUGAAAUAAGGCCGUUUACUGAAGCACAGCUCUCAUCCCUUUAUAGCAAUCGAGAAUUGGAAAUGAAUGCUGAAUUUGUGUCAGAGUUUGUGGAGAAUCACUUACGUGAUGGGCGACAGCAGCAUUGUCUGUAUGAGCUGCUGGUGAGUUACUUUCGUGCCAGAAAUAGACUUAUUGUCAAUGCAAUGGAUCUUGAAGCCCUGAAGAAGGAAUGUGAAGAGCAUCAGAAUAAUCUGUGGAUGAUCGAGACGAGCGUCAUGUCUGACAGUGGGGAAUGCCAAGAUGGUAAUCCAGUUUCAGCAUCCCAUGAGUACAAAGUGUCACGAUUCAGCAAGACUGCCUUAUCCUCUUUGGCUCGAUCACUGGCAUCCGUGAAGGAACUUGUUAAUGAGGUGCAUUCACUAAACUCAUAUACUUCUGAGGUUCUCAAGCUUCAAAUAGAACAUUAUAUACAGAGUGUUGCAAAUUCAUGUCCUGAAUUGAUGCAACUACCUCAUAACGUACCAGCGAACCUUCACCUUGGUGAGCCGCCACCGCAUGUUGCAGCUUGCUUCUCGGAGUUGCGAACGUGCAUAGCGAUCCUGUUCACAUUCCAGAGACGCUUAGUGAAAGAUUCCCAGUUUGUGUCAGACACAAGGGAUUGGUUAUCUCGCCUGGUGGCUGUCUUGCUUCGUGUGGCCUCAUGGAGGGAUCACUUGUUCCUACUGAAUCAUGUCCUGCGUUGCCCUGCUGAUGUAGGAUCAUGGGCUGCUGGCUAUAUUCAGGCUCCUUCACCUCCACUUCCUUGCCUUGUUGACAGUGGGCAUUAUGGUUCUAGUCCUUCCCCAUUUACAAGUUCCCACCUGGACCACAUGGUGGCAGUGUUGGCAACCAUCCUGCUGCCUAUUCGAGAGAGGGAACGUUUCUUGGAACAGGUUCAAAAAUCAAUGAGGGAAUCGUCAUCUCGUGAAUCAGAGAGUGAAGGACUUUGGGUGUUGGUUGAUUCUGAUGGAGAAGAAGAUGAUCUUACAGGUUGUCAAUACACAGGUUGGGCAACUCACUUGCGUGAAAAUGACCUGGUCUCGCUUUUAAACCAGAUCCCAAUGGAUUGUCUAUAUCGACACAUUCUGCUGAUAGAGAGGCGUGAUGAUAGGGAUUUGUUUGAUAUCAGAAGAGUGAGUGAUCACCACGUUUUGCGUCUGUUUGCUUUUGCGACGGUGUUCGUUCGUCUGCUGAGACAAGGUCUACGUACAUAUGAUUCUCCACGAUAUAGACAGUUUGCCAAGAGACUGGGCCGACUGAUAAGGCAUACUGUACAGUAUGCUUCCGAUUUAUGGGAAAGUUUCAGGAUAUACAGUCAGCUAAGUGAUCUGGCCAUGCUGAGACGAUUGCAGACAGAAUAUGAUGCGUUCUUCCUCCGUGCUACACGUUCCAUAUUUUCAUCACAACGCCUUGGAGCAUGGCAGUUUCUGGCUGUUAUUCCUUACAACACAGUCUCCAUAUCAACACUGUGGAGGCUGUUCUAUAGCCUCCAUGAAGAGUAUCAGGAAGAGGAUUCAUUAGCAACUUGGACGGACACAAAGACAGAUUGGGAAAGAAAACUAAUGGCGCCAGAGUUGCGACAGCAGUUUGAGGAGAAACUGACAUCCAUGCCUGAUGCAGAAUCUUUCUACUUGUUGACAACAUUUGCAAACAUGGCAAUGGCUAGAUCAGAUCCUGCAGACAGAAGCUUUGUCCAUGCUGCUACUCUUGACCUAUUUCAGGUUGGUUUCCUGAGUUCUGCCACACAAGACAGCUGUUCUAAAACAGCACGGGUUUUGCUGGCCAACAUUACUUCCCGACACCCUUUGUUGUUAUCUGAUGUCCUUUAUAAACUGCAAGACAACUUCACACAGGCUGGAAAGCUGAGCCUGUACCUCUUCAAGGAGUUACCUUUGCACCUAUGGAAACCAACUGAACAAGAUCUCUGCAUUGUUUCCCACUGGCUUCUUGAGUGUCCACCGAGCUCCAUAGAGAACCAGUUGGCUCGCCAGAUCCUCAGCCAGCUUAACUGGGGGUGUGAAGGACCAGGUGCUCAUGGAGGUGAAUUGGCUCUACCACUGGAGCUACACCAGCGCGUGGCUAUACUAGUUGUGGAGGCAGCACUUCGUUUUGUACCCGAGACAGUGGCUGCAGGAAUGAUCACAGAAAGUGUAAAACAGGUAUCAAAUUUGGCAUCCUCCAUGGUGCGCCCUCAGUCCAUUGAGCACGCCUUCAGUUUGUGGACUUGGGAAACUGUUGCUAGAUUAAGGCUGCACAUCUUGGACCAGCCAGAACAUGUAGUGUGGACAGCUAUGGCCAAUCCUGCAGUAGCAUUUGCUAAUGUUCCUGACAUGGAUUCAGAUAUCAGGCUUGAAGUGAUUGUGGGUGGUGUGAAGGACAGGCAGCCGAUAGCUUCCUACGUAGCUGCACUGGCUACUACAUGGGGCCAUAGUGUGCCACUAAUAUGUACCAAAGGCUUCAAUCAACUUCAGAUUCUCUUGUGCCAUUACAAGUAUGAUGCCAUCCUCACCGUCCUGCAGUUUUAUAUCCCACUGUUCCUGAAUUGCGAGGAGUCCUUGAUUGAGUGUGACAGAUUUAUCUCCGUGUUGAUCUCACUUAUAAUGGCUGAUCGGACAUACAUGAAGAUGGCAAAGAACCUGAUAGUGCCAGAAUUUCCUGGGCCAGUACUGAAGCGAUUUGAAACUAUGAUUGAAUCACAAAUGAUGAACUAUAGAAGGUACAGCCUCGUAAGUCCCUGCCCACUUGUUCGACUCUGGCUGCUGAGCCUGAGUCAGGUGCCAGACUGGACCAAAGAACCAUCUGUUACUUAUCUUAUGGAUGUAGUGUUGCGCAGCGCAUUCUUUCAUGCAGAUGCUACGGAGAUGGCGUUCUGUAUCCUGAAGCAGUUGCACCAGAACGUGACAGGAUCCAAGCAUGGAGGUGCUAUUUCAUCUUUCAUUAGUUGGGUUGCAUCAGGUUCAGCUCAUGCAGUGUCUUUACUUCCACGAGCUUCCAGCCCUGAGAGUCCUUGGUUUGCAUAUUUUGUGCUUGAAAUGGAGCAAGAAUUAAUUGAAGAGAGAACAGGACUCUGGAGGGAAGUUCUCCGGGAGUUGGCAGUUGCAAGUGGGAAAGCAAAUGUUGAUCAAGCAGUCAAGAAAGCAGCUCAUAAUUUGAAAAUCCCAACGUUAUCAGCAGCCAGCCUUUCUAUCUACCGAUGGUCACAGCAAGCUUUGGACACACCACUUGAUCAUCCACUUCUUCCUCUUCUGUGGCAGAAAUUCUUCACUCUUUUUCUAGCAAGAGUACCAUCAGCAUCAGGUGUUCCAAACAGGGGUGGCGUAGGAGAUAAGUUCUUUGAGGGUAUGAUUAAUCUGAGUUUCCACAAGAAAUUGAAGAAACGACUUCAGGAUGCUACAGAACAUUAUCGAGCCAAAAGCAUUAGUGAUUCAGUUCAAGCAGAGGAAGCUGCAGAAGAUCAACUGACGGACACACUGCAUCAGCAGCAGGAACCCAGCACUGAAAAGAAGAUUUGGUAUACCGAGUGCUCAAAACUCUUUCGAACCUUCGGCCUUUGGUUGGAAGAGCCACGACUUCAUGAGCCAAGCCUCUUUCUUCCUGCUUUGCCUCCUCAGUAUAACUCCAACAAGUUGGCUGCACUACUGCAAGGAAAUGUGACUCCGUGGUUCGAGUAUAUGGAUUAUACGAAGGUCAGAGAAGAUCAAUGUGCGGCACUUCAAGAAUGGGAGGUUACCCAUUUCAGAACUGAAGAUCACAGGUUGAAAGUGCCAGUGUUGGCUAAUGCUGAGGACUCCACUGAGCCUGAUAAGAGAAUUUUGAAACGUUUACAGUCCUAUGACUCACCUGUACCUCCGCCACCUUUAAGGCCUGUGAAACCAGUUAUGCCUGUAGUCACAAAUGAGAUGUUGUGCAACAGGGGCACUGUACUUGACAGUCUUAAAACUUCAUUCAAAACUCUGUUGGAUUAUGCUCUAAGCUACUCUUUGCACGUGUCAGAACACACGGCUUUAGAUUGCAACUUCCUAGAGUUGGUGCCACAGUUAUACCGAGAUGUUGAAUUGGAGGUGGUACUCCAUGCAGCCUGUGAUAGUGAACCUCACACAAGGAGAGGAAAUGCAACAUACUGUGCUGGUCCUGCAGCUAUUCGAUUGAAGAUCUGUGAAGCACGCAGAAAUGAAGGAAAUGAGCAUCUCAUUGAACAAAAUCGUAGAGAAUUUGAAAGUAUAUUGAGUCGUGCAAUGCAGCCCCCACCUCAAAAAGUUUGUGCCAGCAGUGUUUACAUCGAGCAUGUUAUAAGGCUUCUGGAAAGUGAAUUUGAGAGGCAUAAAUCAACACAGAAUGCUGAUACUGCCACGAAACUUCAUGAUGUAGGUGUUACAUUGUUUUAUCAUAUCAUCACACUUUACAAUGAUGAAUCAGCAUUUUAUCCACCGUCAAAGCAACUACUUACAACAUGCAUUGAAACUCUUGGUCAGGUGUUUGUAUGUGGAGACGAGGGUCAGUGCAUGAGGUUACUGGGGACAGUAAUUCAGCAGCCGCAUCUGGGUGGGGUUUUGGGCCCUCACUUCACCCCUGCUGUUGCAAGCACUCCAACAUUCCUGCAGAUGUACAAGACUGUAGUAGAGACGGUGUAUCAACAGCCUGCUGAACUCAGUUUUGUUCUCUUGUCAAAGUUUGACAUCACUCGGUGGCUUGUGUCUCGAAGACCUAGGCUCAGUGAGAGGUCACAGUUCAUAGAACUUGUGGGGAAAGCACUUACUGCGGCAGGCCUCAAUCCUGAGGAUGAGAUCCUUAUACUACAUGAGGUGUUCCGCAAACAUAUCCGGCAAUUAUUGCUUCAUGACUUCCCUGAGCAUUAUGGUGAAGUUCUCAACUUGGUUCUGCGAGGUAGUGAGUCACAGAAUUUGUCUUUAGAAGUGUGGUUUGAUGUCCUUAAUGCCCUCAUGUCGGGGGAGGGUGAGAUUUUGGCUCCACCGAGACGACUGAGGUCAGGUCAGAACCUUGGAAGGGUGAAAGAGGAAGCUCGGAACUACGCAACUGAACAGAAGAUGCUCACUGUGUGAGCAACUGUGGCCAGCCCUCACUGAAAUGUUCUCUCCAUGGCUGGCUCCAUACUGGACCAGAAAUCUGAAGGAACCAACAGCGGCCUGGAUACAGCAACUGACUGAUGAUCGCUCGGUCCUUCUCCCGUGGAUCGCAGCUGAUGGUCCACAUGCCCACCGUGUUGUGUCUAUGUUUACAGAGUGUGUGCGAUUCAUUCUUGACACUUUGCCAGCCUGCAGCAAUAUCCUCAGUUUUGUAUGGCAGUUCUAUGUCGCCAGUUUUGCACAUUCAGCUGUCAAAGACUACAUCCUGGGAGUGGUACAUGGGAGUCUGCUUAGUUUACCGUGGGACCACUUCUGGCCGAGCAUGCAGGAUCUUGAAUGUAUGCUGAAGGUUGUGGACCAGUAUCUUCCAGAUUGUCAUGUGUUUUUGGGUGGUAUAUUCAUUGAAGUGAAUUGGCACCCCUGGGUGAGGCAUGUCCUCACAUCAUACCCGUCUCAAGUAGCUUCACGGACACAUGUCUGCCUCCUGCAUCUUCUAGUCAAACUUGCAAAUGAGCCAAAUGUAAGACAGUCGCCCAAAGUUCUUCCACUUCUCCAAGAAUCACGUCUGUUUGCUUGGCAUCAUGUAGAUGCAACAGCAUACGAGCAGGUGGUCAAUUGGUUUGUCAUGAGCUCUGAUCCCAGGGUCAUCCUGGGGCCCGAUAGUACAACUGGAGCAGAUAAUUCAGAGAAAACAGAUGGAAUAAGCCCUAUUGACUGCACUGUUCUAGAGCUCUUGCAGGUGGCAGCUGCACAUGGACCUCAGUCGACACAUUUCCAUCCAUCAACACCGCGCAAGAGGCAAAUAUUUGUACGUGCAUGUGUCAAGUUACUGAUGUCAUGUGCUAGUCGCUACAAAGUUCUGCUCAGCAGACGAGAACUUGCAUUCAGAGCUGCAGUUAACAAGUUGCUGAAUGAUACUGAGGCUGUUGUGCUCGCAACUGUUCCACCAGCUCAGCAUGUGGGAGAGGCAGGUCUGCUACUUACUGAACUCCUGGUAGCUGUGAACCAGCCCGCUGGCAGCCAGAUGUCUCGGCUUGCUGUGGACUGCUGUACCCAGUGGCUCACAGCAAGAGACUGUUCGAGUGUUGUGCUGCAGGCAUUUCUUCGGGUACUUGGUCCUACUGUCACAUCAUCUGAAGCCCUUGGAGCUAUUCUUGAGGCAGCUUUACAAGCAUUCUUCAAGAAUACAAUUUCAUCAGGACCAACUCCUGAAUGGGCAAUGGCAGUAGUGGUCCUACAGCAAUGUGUGCCACGACAGCCUCCACUAGAAGAGUGUCUCUUGGGCAGUGGUCACCUUCUGAGUCUGUAUGCAUUACUGCUGAAACGGCUGCCCACAUGUAGGGAUAUACGUGAAGAGGGCAGUGUUCUCUGCAACCUAGUGGACUGGCUUAUGAUCAUAAAGCCAACUGAGAACGUGGAAUCCAAACUACCAUUGUUGUGGGGCAAAGUUCUUGAGCUUUCGCUGCGGCAGUGUGAAUAUUCUGGCGACAGUGACAUGGCAGUAAGAUGUUUACGAAAAUUAACCCAAUCUCUGAUGCUGUUAGCAGAAGACAAAACAGGAGGAUGGGGAAUCCUUGGAGCCAUUGGUUUGCGCAAGAAUUCUCCUGUGUCUGUAAGGUGUCGAUUAUUGAGUCGUGCCCUGGCUGUAUUUAUAUUGGCACAGUUACCAGAAGGGGACCCGCCAAGAGUCAGAAGAACGCCAAAUGCUCCUGGGCAGUUACUCUCAACUCCAGUCUCAUCCAGUAGGGGUAGUUCCCCCGAUGGAAUAAGUCAGCCUUAUCCAACCACGGAAGCUGUAAAAGCCCUGAACAACUUGGAGUCACUGAUAAACAGUAAACAUUACCAGGAGCUCCGGACUUCAGUGGAACUUGCCGUGAAACUUGUGACUGACCCAAAGAACUCCUUGCAUAAUGCCUCAUACAUCUUGGGAGUCCUGGCUGCAGACCUGUUUCAGCAACGGUACCUUUCAAUUCUUAAGACUUUGCCGUAAUCAGCAGAGCAUGCAGUGGAACUGGUCGAGUCUACUAAAUGAGAUAAGGAUUUUAGGAUGUGUAUGUGCCAUAAGAAUUUCUCUUCUCUCCCAUGCAUAUUGCAUGUCCCAACUAUCACAUCCUCCUCAGAUUUAUCAUCCUAAUAAUAUUUUGGAGACAAACAAAUUAUGGAACCCUUCAUUAUAUAGCUUUCUCCAGACUUUAAUUAUUUAUUCCCACAUAGUCUCCUCAGCACCCUUCUCAUACACCCUCAGUCUAUGUUCAUUCCUUGAUAUCAGAGACCAAGUUUCUCACCCAUACAAAACAAUAUGGAAAAUUAUUGCUUUUGUAUAUUUUAAUCUUUGCAUUUUAGGAAAGCAGAUGUGAAGACAAAAAACUGUGUACUGAAUCAGAGCAAGCAUUUCCAAAGUUUAAUGUUAUAUAAAUGUUUUCAUGGGUGCAAUUUUGAUAAGUUUUAAAUCAUAUAAAUAAGUAACUACAUAUAAACUGUAUAUAACAGCUAAAAUUAAGUAUACAUGCAUAAUACACAAUUACAUUUUCAACACUGUAGUCUUUACCAAAUUCUUCUUCCCUUCCCAUCUUACUGUCAUUUAGAAUGUUUAAACUGAGGGAUGUACAGAUUACUUAUAAGGGAAAUUAAUUCAGCUGUAUCAAACUACAAAUUCUAAAUUACAGACAUAUUUAGCAUCUGACAGAACAUCAUGUGUACUGUGGAGUGACAGUGUGUGCUAGGGGUUAAGGUGACCAGAGUGGUCAUGGGAUAGAGUUGUUGGUUUUGUAUGUUCAUUGCAACACAAAGGGCAUAUAAUAACCUCUAAUUCUCAAUACUAUAUAGCAGGCAUGUCCAAUGCGUUGAUCGCGAUCAACCGGUUGGUUGCAUGGGCCUAUAAGGAAAUUAUAUGUGAGAAGCAUGUAAAUUCACUUUUAUUUUUUAUUUUUAUUUCUCUGCGAAUUUACAAGCUACUCACUACAGUAAGGAGCAAUAAGUAAAUUGGUUAAAAGUAUCAACCAGUGUCGAUGCUCUUAAACACAGUUGAUGCUAGAAUUUAUUGCUUAACCUAAUUUUGUCUUUUCGGAAGGUCAGAUGGCCACUGUCUCUUCAGUCUCCAUACAACGUUGGGAGGGUUUCUUAUUUCUUCAAUUAAUCUGUUGUCAUGUCCUUGUAGUCGUCGUUUGUAGAGUAGGGCUAAUCUUCGUAUCUCGUCUGUUACAUAUGGGACUUGCCGGUUGUUGUGGAGCGUCCGAUUGGAGACGUACCAGGGUGCGUUGGUGAUUGUUCGUAGAACUCUGGACUGUAGCCUUUGGAUGAUUUGUGUAUUUGAUGGCUUUGCACAGCCCCACAGUUGAACUCCAUAUGUCCAUAUAGGUUUAAUUAUGCAUUUGUACAGUAUCAGUUUGUUCUUUAAGGAUAAUUUUGAUUUACGGUUCAUGAGCCAUGACAUUUCACAGAGUUUCAUGUUCAUUUGUUGAUGUUUGGUUUUAAUAUGCUUUUGCCAUGUUAAGUUUUGGUCCAAGUGAAGUCCCAAGUAUUUUACCUCGGAUUGCACAGGAAUUGGUGUGUUCUGGAUGGAGACUUGUGGGCAUGUUGUUUUCCUGGUGGUGAAUGUUGUCUGAACAGAUUUUGCCUGAUUAAUUGUGAUUUUCCAUGUGGUGGCCCAUUGUUCGAAGAGGUCUAAGUGGUUUUGUAAGUACUGUAAUGCUAGUUGAGGAUCUCUUGCUUCUUGAUAGUAUGACCGUGUCGUCGGCAAAAGUUGCUAUGAUUGUUUUUUCUGUGGUGGGCAGGUCUGAGGUGUAAAUUAGAUAGAGUAAUGGUCCCAGCACACUUCCCUGUGGUAUGCCAGCAUUCACUGAGUAACUGUUUGAGUAUGUUGUAUUGUAUUUGACUUGAAAGUGUCUUUCUGUAAUGUAAGAUUUUAAUAAUAGGAAAUAUGGGGUAGGAAAAAAGUUUUUGAUUUUAUAUAGUAGACCGGAGUGCCAUACUUUAUCAAAUGCUUGGGUUAGGUCAAGAAAUGCCGCUGUGCAGAAGGAUUUUUCCUCGAGACUUGCUGCGAUUUUAUUUACUAUUCGGUUUGUUUACUGUACUGUCAAGUGGUGUUUCCUGAAUCCAAACUGGAAGUCAGGAAUGAUGGUUGGUAGAUCUAUGUCAGUGCUUAUUCUGGAGAGCAGUAGUUUUCGAAUAAUUUUGAUGGUGUUGGCAGUAGGCUGAUUGGUCAAUGAGAACUGACUUCGUUAAUAGGUUUGCCGGGUUUAGGCACCAUCAUGAUCUGGGCAAAUUUCCACAUUAGCAGAAAAUAUGCUAGUCUGAGCAUACUAUUGUAAAUGAUUGUUAAUAAUACUAAUCCUUUCUUUGGAAGUUGUUUCAGUAUGGCGCUUGUAAUAAGAUCAUAUCCUGGGGCUUUGCGUAGAUUGAGGUUUUUGAUUUGUUGUCUUACUUCUUUGGGAGAGAAUGGUUUAAUUGGUAGG